AUGCUGUUUCAUCUCCACAUAUCCAAACCACCUAAAGAUGCUGUUCAUUCUCUCCACAUGUCUAAACUGCCUAAAGAUGCUGUUCAUUCUCUCCACAUGUCCAAACCACCUAAAGAUGCUGUUCAUUCUCUCCACAUGUCCAAACCACCUAAAGAUGCUGUUCAUUCUCUCCACAUGUCCAAACCACCUAAAGAUGCUGUUCAUUCUCUCCACAUGUCCAAACCGCCUAAAGAUGCUGUUCAUUCUCUCCACAUGUCCAAACCACCUAAAGAUGCUGUUCAUUCUAUCCACAUGUCCAAACCACCUAAAGAUGCUGUUCAUUCUCUCCACAUGUCCAAACCACCUAAAGAUGUUGUUCAUUCUCUCCACAUGUCCAAACCACCUAAAGAUGCUGUUCAUUCUCUCCACAUGUCCAAACCACCUAAAGAUGCUGUUCAUUCUCUCCACAUGUCCAAACCACCUAAGGAUGCUGUUCAUUCUCUCCACAUGUCCAAACCACCUAAAGAUGUUGUUCAUUCUCUUCACAUGUCCAAACUGCCUAAAGAUGCUGUUCAUUCUCUCCACAUGUCCAAACCACCUGAAGGUGUUGUUCAUUCUCUCCACAUGUCUAAACUGCCUAAAGAGGCUGUUCAUUCUCUCCACAUGUCCAAACCACCUAAGGAUGCUGUUCAUUCUCUCCAUAUGUCCAAACCACCUGAAGAUGUUGUUCAUUCUCUUAACGUGUCCAAACUGCCUAAAGAUGCUGUUCAUUCUCUCCACAUGUCCAAACCACCUAAGGAUGCUGUUCAUUCUCUCCACAUGUCCAAACCACCUAAGGAUGCUGUUCAUUCUCUCCACAUGUCCAAACCACCUAAGGAUGCUGUUCAUUCUCUCCACAUGUCCAAACCACCUGAAGAUGUUCAUUCUCUCCAUAUGUACAAGCUGCAUAAAGAUGAUGUUCAUUCUCUCCACAUGUCCAAACUGCCUAAAGAUGCUGUUCAUUCUCUCCACAUGUCCAAACCACCUAAAGAUGUUGUUCAUUCUCUCCACAUGUCCAAACCACCUAAAGAUGUUGUUCAUUCUCUCCACAUGGCGAAUGCUGUUCAUUCUCACCUAAUUUCCAAAUCACCGAAAGAUUCUGUUCAUUCUCUCCAUAUGUCCAAACUGCCUAAAGAGGCUGUUCAUUCUCUCCAUAUGACCAAACCCCCUAAAUAUGAUGCUCAUUCUCUCCACAUGUCCAAAACACCUGAAGAUGCUGUUCAUUCUCUCCACAUGUCCAAACCGCCUAAAUAUGAUGUUCAUUCUCUCCACAUGUCCAAACCGCCUAAUGAUGCUGUUCAUUCUCUCCACAAGUCCAAACCACCGAAAGAUGCUGUUCAUUCUCUCCAUAUGUCCAAACCACCUAAAGAUGCUGUUCAUUCUCUCCACAUCUCCAAACCCCCUAAAGAAGGCUUUUCAUUCUCUCCACAUGUCCAAACCAACCUAAAGAGGCUUGUUCAUUCUCUCCACAUGUCCAAAACCACCUAA
Macrobrachium nipponense is the source of this 1506-nucleotide messenger RNA. Its product is annotated as putative protein FAM47C. The transcript has a single exon. The record is from RefSeq and is a predicted model, not a curated record. Lineage: Eukaryota; Metazoa; Arthropoda; Malacostraca; Decapoda; Palaemonidae. Bases 1 to 1506 code for a protein of 501 amino acids.